Molecule: messenger RNA, 1080 nt
Organism: Rhinocladiella mackenziei CBS 650.93
Lineage: Eukaryota; Fungi; Ascomycota; Eurotiomycetes; Chaetothyriales; Herpotrichiellaceae
Exons: 7
Coding region: 1-1080 (359 amino acids)
Molecular function (GO): nitronate monooxygenase activity
Source: RefSeq, a predicted model, not a curated record
AUGUCGUCUCCUCAGCAGCUCAAGACAACGGCCACCGACCUCCUCAAAAUCAAGCACCCCGUUCUGCUCGCUGGUAUGAACGUGGCUGCUGGUCCCAAACUGGCGGCUGCCGUUACCAAUGCUGGAGGUCUCGGUGUCAUUGGCGGUGUUGGAUAUACUCCAGACAUGCUUCGAGAACAGAUCGCCGAGCUCAAGAGCUUCCUGAACGACAAGAGCGCACCCUUUGGUGUAGAUCUCCUCCUUCCUCAAGUCGGUGGCAGCGCAAGAAAAACGAACUAUGACUACACCAAGGGAAAAUUAAACGAGCUGAUCGAUAUUAUCGUUGACUCUGGCGCGAAGCUUUUUGUUUCUGCUGUCGGUGUACCUCCUCGUGAAGUCGUUGAUAAGCUCCAUGAGAAUGGAAUUCUUUACAUGAACAUGAUCGGCCAUGUCAAGCAUGUGAAGAAGUGCCUCGAUCUCGGAGCCGAUUUGAUCUGCGCCCAGGGCGGUGAAGGUGGCGGCCACACGGGCGAUAUCCCCACGAGCGUGCUCAUCCCAACCGUCGCCAAGAUGUGCGCUGAAGCACCACCCUCCAAAUUCACCGGCAAGCCCGUUCAGCUUAUCGCGGCCGGUGGCAUGUUCAACGGUCAAUCUCUUGCCAGUGCCUUGAUGCUAGGCGCCUCCGCUGUCUGGGUCGGCACGCGUUUCGUCCUGUCCGAGGAAGCCGGUGCUCCUAAGGCGCACCAAGAGGCCGUCCGAACGGCCGGCUUCGAUGACAACGUCCGCACCAUCAUCUUCACUGGCCGACCUCUCCGCGUUCGUAACAACGAGUAUAUUCGCAACUGGGAAGAAAAUCGGCAGGCGGAGAUCAAGGCCCUGACAGAUAAGGGAGUGAUCCCGGUGGAGCACGAUUUCGAAACAAAAGGCGACGACAUGUCCGACGAGGAUAUGGACAAUGCCCGGCCGUUCCUAAUGGGCAAGGCUGCCGCCGUCGUCAACGAGAAGAAAUCCGCCCGUGAAAUCGUCGAUGAAUUUGUCAAUGAUGCGGUCAAGUGCUUGCAGAUGGGUAAUGCCCUCAUCGUCUCCAAGAGCAAGCUGUAG